GAUAUACGAGACAAGAUGAGCACGCCACGGCGAAGAGCGCGUUGGUAGUGUUACCCUCAUUUCGCAACACCGCACAACAAAAUGGGCGACUUCCAACGCGAGCGCGUGGUGGUGUGUGAUAACGGCACCGGCCUCGUAAAAUGCGGUUUCGCCGGCGACAGCUUCCCACGGGCGGUGUUCCCGUGCCUCGUGGGGAGACCCAGCUUCAAGUACAAUGACCCCUUCUCCCAGCACCAGCAACUGAAGGACAUCUACGUGGGCUCCGAGGCCUCCGGCAACAAGGACCAGCUGGAGCUGUCCUACCCCAUGCGCAACGGCGUCGUGCAGUCAUGGGAGGAGAUGGGUUUGAUCUGGGACCACGCCUUCGGGCCGCAGCAGCUGGCCGUGGACCCGGCCGAGUGCCGCAUCCUGCUCACAGACCCGGCCAUGAACCCCACCGCCAACCGGCAGCAGAUGCUGGAGGUCAUGUUCGAGACGUACGGCUUCGCGGGCGCCAACAUGCAGAUCCAGGCGGUGCUCACGCUGUACGCCCAGGGCCUGCUGACGGGGCUGGUGGUGGACAGCGGUGACGGCGUGUCGCACGCGGUGGCGGUGGUGGACGGAUACGCCUUCCCGCACCAGACCAAGCGCCUCAACAUCGCCGGGCGCCACGUGACCGCCUACAUGCUGGAGCUGCUGCAGCGCCGCGGCUACUCCCUCAACAGGACGGCGGACCUGGACGUGGUGCGCGACAUCAAGGAGCAGUUGGCCUACGUGGCGUUCGACUACGCCGCGGAGAUGCGGCUGGCGCGCGAGACCACGCACGUGAUGCGCUCCUACACGCUGCCGGACGGGCGGGUCAUCCGGCUGGGGCCGGAGCGCUUCAUGGCGCCCGAGGCCAUGUUCAACCCGCGGAUGCUGGACAUCGAGGCGCCCGGCAUCGCGGAGAUGGCCUUCAACGCGAUCCAGGACGCGCCCAUCGACAACCGGCGCGGGCUGUACGAGCACAUCGUGAUCAGCGGCGGCAGCACCAUGUACCCGGGCAUGUCCACCCGCAUGGACAAGGAGAUGCGGCAGCUGUACCUGGACCGCGUGCUCAAGGGCGACAUGUCCGGCCUGCGCAAGCUCAAGCUGCACAUCGCCGACCCGCCCAACCGCAAACACAUGGUGUUCCUGGGCGGCGCGGUGCUGGCGGACAUCAUGAAGAGCCACCCCGACUUCUGGAUCACGCGGGCGCAGUACGCGGAGGACCCGGCGGGGGCGCUGCGCAAGUGCGGCAUCGCGUAGCACUGAGGACUCGCCCGGCUGGCUGCACAGGGACUUUGUGCGCUGUCUUAGAAGGACACACGGGGCAAGGGUGUGCGCUGUGUCAGGAGGGAAUCAGAGGAACGGGUGUGUGCGCUGCGUGCGCGCGCAAGCGGCCUGGCGGCUGGAACAGCACCACUUGGCGGUGCCACUGUCUCACGCGGUGCCCAAUCAGGCAACCAGGAUGGCGCAGGGUUGCCGCAUGGGUGGCGCGCGUUGUGCAGGGCGCUGGGGCAGUUGUCAGCAGGGGAGGUGCCAGCGGCGGCUGCCAGGCGCCGGCAAGCGGCCGGCGGCGGCCGGGCGCAUGCGCAGGGCCGACCGGCAGGCGGUGUAGCAGCAGUGGCAGGCGGUGUAGCAGCGGUGGCAGGCGGUGUUGCAGCGGCGGCAGGCGGUGUAGCAGCGGGUGAAAGGGGCGCUGUAGCAGGCGGCAGCUGGACAGUGCGGCCUAGUGCGGCCAGGCAGCCAUGCACCGAGCCGCAGAGCCAGGCCGCCUAGCUGUAUUUGCUGGGGGUGCCUGUGGUAGUGGCGUGGCGCAAAGGACGUGCGUGAUAUCAUGUGAGGCUGGCGGCUGGCGGCGGACGAUUUGGCACGACCGCGGACCGGGCUUUAGGGCCAAGGAGCCGCAAGCAGCCGCAUGCAUUGUGGGUGGCGUGGCCUGGAGCCUCCUACAACGCGUUGCUUGGUGUAAUGAAUUCAAUGG
Chlamydomonas reinhardtii is the source of this 1984-nucleotide messenger RNA. RefSeq lists its product as uncharacterized. Gene Ontology annotation, molecular function: actin filament binding. The transcript is spliced from 11 exons. Gene Ontology annotation, cellular component: actin cortical patch; Arp2/3 protein complex. The record is from RefSeq and is a predicted model, not a curated record. Lineage: Eukaryota; Viridiplantae; Chlorophyta; Chlorophyceae; Chlamydomonadales; Chlamydomonadaceae. Bases 82 to 1266 code for a protein of 394 amino acids. Gene Ontology annotation, biological process: Arp2/3 complex-mediated actin nucleation.